CUCUCCAAGGACGCAUUGUAGAUACAAUAAGCGAUCCUCAUUCUCACAAUGCAGCUCACUCAACCCGAAACCCAGCCUUUUCCCUACACCAAACUUAGUGCCAACCCACCAACCAUUCGCCUCUUACAUCUCAAAAGAACAUCAAUAGGCGAGAUCACAGGAUCUCUUGAACAGUUUCCCCUUGAGACCGCAAAAUACAACGCCAUUUCCUACGUCUGGGGACCCAAGACACACUCCCGCCUCGUAAAAAUCAACAACCAUCCAGUACUCUUUUUCGAGAACCUCUACCAGAUCCUCGAAGUUAUUUGCUCGGAUGAAAAGCUCAGCAAGUGUUGGUGGUGGAUAGACUACAUCUGCAUCAAUCAAGGGGAUGGGUUUGAGGUCGAGACAGAAAGAAACAGUCAAGUUGCCAUGAUGAAGCAGAUUUAUCAGAACGCGAGCAUGGUCCUUGGUUGGCUCGGCCCGGGAGAUGAAGAGACGGAACGAGGGAUGAUGUUUCUGCACGUUUUGAAGAAGAACAGGAAUCGGUUGAAUAAAGAGAAGAAUGGCAAGGAAAGAGUUCUUGGUGUGGAGCUCGAAGAUCGCGAAAAGUGGAAGGCGGUUGAGAAUAUACUUCUUAGGCCGUGGUGGGACCGUGUUUGGACUUUGCAAGAGUACAUUGUGCCGAGAAAUUUCAAGUUUUACUGUGGCAAGGAUAAUAUUGAUAGGGGCGACUUGAAGGUUGCAAUUUACGCUAUCUACCUCUCUUUGGCCAUCGAUGCGUCUUUGAUGGCGAAGAAAGCUUACGAUAGGGCGUGGAUUCGCAGGAGGCUGCUAAUGUGGUAUCGUGAAUGUCUUCCUAUGCAUCUCCUUGGCCUAAUAGCGUACGUUGGAGACUGCAGAUUUACCAAUCCAAGAGAUAGGAUCUAUUCUGUGCUUGGGCUGAUUGAUGAUGGGGACUUGGUUGGGCAACCAAGAUACGGAGACGAUGUGAGCAAGGUAUACACAGAUCUUGUCAUGAGGUUUGCGGAGAAGUACAAGAGUCUUGAUAUCGUUUGCCUUGCCGAUCGUUUCAAUUGGAGUAUGGUGAAGGCGAAUCCCAUGUCACGACUCCCGAGUUGGUGUCCGGAUUGGAGAGCAGAAGACAUACCCUGGGUUGUUCCUGCGAUGGCUUGUCAAAGUUCGGGGAACAUUGACAACUUCAGACCCACAAAGUCGGCAUCGAAGCAACGUGAGAAAGAGGCUACUUAUGCUGCUGGAAUCAGUCGUCGCUCUUUCCAAGUUGGGGUGUCCGAGGAUCGCAAAAUUCUGUCCUGUCAGGGCAUCUUCAUCGAUUAUGUUGAUGGGAUAGGAGGGCUGAGAGUUGCGCGAAAAAGGAAAGACGACGGAACAGACAUCUGGGAAGAGUAUGAAUGUGUUCAAUCAAGCACUUCCAAGAAUAUACCCUUAUCACAGCAAGGCACUAACGACAAUCAUAUGACCGUACCCGAAUUGAAGUCACGAACCGCUAAUCGGAUCAUGUGGGAGGUGACACGAUGUCUCAUGUUGGAUCGAAAAGAUCGAUACCUUGACCAAACUCUAUCUCCAGGAUUUUGCCACUUCAGAGACCUGUGUCUAACUGCUGUUCAUACGCCUGAAAAUGUCAGUCGUCAGUUUUUUCUUGACUGGUUCAAGCGCAACCGACAGCUCCAUAUUCAAGGACACUCACUCGAGGACAUAUGCAAAGAGUCACUGGAGGUACCCUCGGAUGAGAAUGAAAGUUUUCCGGAUCAAGAGACGUUUCUAAGCCGGUUCCAAGACUCAACUCGGAGGAUGUCGAGAAGAUUCAUGACAACAAGGAAUGGCAACACUGGAAUGGUCCCAUGUCGGACUGAAAAGGGUGAUGAAAUAUGGGUGCUACAUGGAUGUCGCAUUCCAAUGGUGUUGAGAAAAGCAGACAAGGAGGCGACAUUCAACGUCGUUGGAGAAUGUUACCUGAACGACUUCAUGAACGGUGAAGCAUUCAAUCUUUUGGACGGUGAAACGACGGCAAAGUUGGAAAGCAUUCGCUUGGUGUAAGGUCUCUGGAUUGUAUCUCUUUCCUGACAUGAGCGUCUGAAUUUCCAAUAUAUAGAAGUUCUAGUCUUCUUCGUGGAACACAAAUGCUCGAACCUCAACGCUCUACCUUGGCUCUCGGAAUUUGUAUUCUUCAUCCACGAAAGCACUGUGUGGGGUUCUGCGGGUGCGACCAUCUAUCUUUGAAAGUUAUCAAAGAGGAAUGACUUUAGACUCGAG
This is a messenger RNA of Mollisia scopiformis, 2253 nucleotides long. RefSeq names its product HET-domain-containing protein. Bases 49 to 2037 code for a protein of 662 amino acids. The record is from RefSeq and is a predicted model, not a curated record. The transcript has a single exon. Lineage: Eukaryota; Fungi; Ascomycota; Leotiomycetes; Helotiales; Mollisiaceae.